UUUUGUCAUUGCGAAAUAGUGGCCAAAAUGAAGUAUCCCACACUCGUAUUACUCGCUCUGGCCGCACUUGUUUUGCCAACGCUGGCCGGCAACGACUACCUGUGGGGCACGAUCGGCGACAACGACUACAAGUUGGCCAAGGACACCGUGUCGAAGGCAUUUUUCGUGGGCCUGGUGCAGAAGAAGACCUAUGUGUUCAAGCAGUCGAACAACCUGGACGCUCUGACCAUUACGGCCAUUAAGGUUACGGACAAGAAGAAAUCCCACGGAGCCACCGCCGUUCUAACCAGUGGAGGGCCCGGUUCCAAGGGAGCCACCAUUAAGUUUACCUCCGAGAGGGGCUACGGCAUCAGUGAUUUGGUGGAAAUAUGGGGUCGUUAAAAUGCCAAAAACAUAACCUUGUGGACAAAUAAUAAGACCUGAAGCAACAUAA
Messenger RNA from Drosophila biarmipes, 433 nucleotides. RefSeq lists its product as uncharacterized. Lineage: Eukaryota; Metazoa; Arthropoda; Insecta; Diptera; Drosophilidae. The coding region runs from base 28 to 381 and encodes 117 amino acids. The transcript has 2 exons. The record is from RefSeq and is a predicted model, not a curated record.